Drosophila persimilis is the source of this 4284-nucleotide messenger RNA. RefSeq lists its product as uncharacterized. The coding region runs from base 287 to 3607 and encodes 1106 amino acids. The transcript is spliced from 4 exons. The record is from RefSeq and is a predicted model, not a curated record. NCBI's taxonomy places the organism in Eukaryota, Metazoa, Arthropoda, Insecta, Diptera, Drosophilidae.
UUUGCUGUGAAAAAAAUCAUUUUCACUGUGGGAAUCGGACUGUGCUUCAAUGAAAAAAAUAAUCAUUUUCAAUAGCAGCCAAAAUUUGCAAGAUCUUUUGCCCGGGACGCAAUUAAAAAACACUCGAUAGUGUUGCGUUUGUGUUUUUGCAAAGAACCUAAUUGCCGCGCCGCUUUGUUGUUAUUGCUUUGUGGUGCUGCCUGUCUUCCGCGCGGACGCUUCUGUACAGAAGUACAUCAUUUUGGCAAUACAUUUUUUUGCACGUGGGACUCCAUAGCGCCGCAAUAUGAGCAGCACUCCAAACAGCGAGGUGCUGCUGGUGCCGGCCACGACGCCCUUGCCAUCCCCACUGGCCAAACUCGAUGUGGACUUCUCAGGUUCGAACUAUGAGAUGCACUUGAGCCUUUCUGACGAGGAGCGUCGCUACUAUCUUAAAGCGUACCCAACCGUCGAUGUGAUCAACCAGCGAAAAGUCCACUGCACUGUAUGCAAACUGCACAUGGGAACGGCCCCUGGCUCGGAGUGCACCAUCAAGAUGCACCCCAUUCUGCGCGUGACGCACUGCGUCAAGUGCCACGAUUUUUACAACAGCGGAGAGUUCUCCAAGGGCGAGGAUGGCUCGGAGCUCUACUGCCGCUGGUGUGGCCAGGGCGGCGAGGUCUAUUGCUGCUCCACAUGUCCGUAUGUUUUCUGCAAGUCUUGCAUCGUCAAGAAUCUGUCGCGCGACAUCAUUAUGGACAUUGAACAGAACGAGAAUUGGAACUGCUUCAACUGCACACCCAAAAUCCUAUGGCCUCUGCGCGCCCAGCACUGGGCUCUAGUCAACUACAUCCAAACACAAAAGCGCGGCCUGCAGAGUCUGCAACUGCCCGAAGUGGAGGCGCGCCGCCAGAUGAUGAAGGACAACAGUACGUGCUGCCGUCUUGCCAAGGCGAAGGCAAACAGCCUUUCCGAUUCCGCGGAGAGCCUUGAAUCAAUUGCUUCGAAGCGCAGCCACACCAGUUCCGUGAGCUCUGCUAAAAAGGGCCCGGCGCCAAAGCAGCAAGGUCCACCUACUAAGCGACCCAAGACGUCAAACGACGAAGUCGUCUGCACUCCCGAUUUGCUGAGCAUGCUGGAGCCCGACUGUCAGAUCUCAAUGAGCCCAAAGGCGUCAACUCGUCUCCCGGCCCCACCGGCUAAUAUAACAACCACCACGCCACGGAUUGUUACCGUACAGCAAAACUAUACAGGACCCAGUCCCAGUCCCAGCAACAAUGGUACAUCUUCUCCUCGGACCAGCCUGCCGCCCCCGCUGGUGCUGAGUGGCUCGGGCGUUCGGUACCGCCAAAAUUCACCAGCCAGUGUUGUGCGUCGAACCGUGGUGCCCAAUAGCGUUCGGAGCACUGGGCCCGUCUUCCACACCAUCAACGGAUUCCGCGUCGAUCUGAAUAGCGCCGCCCAGCAGGACUCGUACCGCCUGCCCAAUGGACGGCUCAUCCAGGUCAAGCGCCAGAUGCCACCCGGUAGUCAGCCUGCAACCGCUUUAACGCCCCCCACUCCGAUGUCUGUGGGUCCGAUGGGUCAGGUCCUAAUUCGACCCCGUUCUCUUGCAACCGCUCCGACGACCGUUCGCCAAGUGCCCAGCACAAACCCUAGCCCAGUCGGCACACCGUCAGCCAUGGCAUCUAACAUGGGCAGCAAUAUGGGAAUCUACAAUCCGCAGAUCAACCAACAGCAGCGAGCUCCGCAAGUUGUGCGCCUGGGAAAUGUUAGUCAGACAAGUGCAAGUGCCAGUGCCAGUGGCGGGUCUUUACCGGCGCAGUCGAACGCUAAUGGGGGAGCAGGGACAAUGAUAUCUACGGUGCAACCGAACAAGGGCCCUGCAUUGAUGCGCCAUGUGUUUCCCAAUAGCGCCAUUGGACAGGCGCGUGCUCAGCUGCAGGAGCAGAUAUUCAAUGCCAUGGACAUAUGCACUCAUCUUACUGGGAAAGUGGUCUCUCUGACCCAUUCGAAUGCCUAUAAUCAGGCGCGCAGCUAUAUGGAUCUAAAGGAGCUGUACAUUCAUAUGUCCUAUUUGAUGACUUAUGCCAUCGGACGCUUCAAACAUCUGCAGGAGAAGUGCCUGGUCGAUAUGCGUGAAAUGGGCUUUAAGAACGAUGCCAACAGCCUGGAGAACGGCCAAUUGGCUGCCGAUAAACAAGCCAGCGAUGACGAGGAUAACGAGAUCGAGAUUGUGGAGCCCAAGACGGAUACCAUUACCAUUGAUUCGGACAACGAAGACGACGGGUGCUCGGACUCGAACAGCAAGAAGAUCAUAAAGAUAACUUCUGUUGCGUCUCAGGCUCCGAAAACGGAAGCACUGAAGAAUCAAGUCGCGGAAUUGCCGCCGAGUGAGGCCGAUAUGGCUGCCUUUAGUUCAACCAUCUUGGCCAGUCUUCUCGAAGUGGACAUCACCGAGGGCACUGCCGAGCCCAAGUCCGUUUCACCAGGACACAAAAAGCAGCCUCGCAAAAAGACAACGAACAAGCCGAAUCCAGCAUUGCUUCAAUUAGAGCGCCAGCGCAUGGAGGAGAUCAAGCACACCGAUGCCAAGUUGAAAAUGAAAGUCAGGGUCGUGUUGCGACGAGCCGAGGAAGAGUUUGAGGUGGCGCGUAAAUGGGCUAAGAACCGCGAUAAGCAGAACAAGAUUUGGAGUAAAGCUCAUCAGACAAAGACCGAUGCUCAAAAAACGCCAGCCGACGGACCCAAUGAGAUUCCUAUCCAAGAAGAAAAAGAACCGCAACUCUGCAGUACAGGGCAGUCCAGCCCGAAUAAACAAGAAGCAGACAAAGAAACGGAAAAGGCGGAGAAUGACAAAUCAGAGGUCCCGAGGGAAAAGAUUGCAGAUGAUGAUCACCAAAAGUUAGGAGUAGCAGGAGACAAGCAGCAAAAGGAAGCUCAAACCGAGCCUGAAACGGAAGCUCAAACCGAGCCUGAAACGGAAGCUCAAACCGAGCCUGAAACGGAAGCUCAAACCGAGCCUGAAGCUGGAGCAGCAGCUGUUGAUCAGGUGGACGAAAAGGAAUUCUUAAGUAUAAACCCAGUUGUACGUGAAGACUUGGAAAUCAUAGAGCCCGAAGCCGAAGUUCUGAAGGAGAAAUGUUCGGAUAAAGAAAAAUCUAAGUUUAAUGAAGCAAUGGACACUUCCACUGAAAGCUUCGCUGCUAAGCCGCUGGAAAGAAUGGACAUAGACAUCCCCAGUGAAAAAACUGAUGCAGUAGAUGAAGCAAAAGAUGUGGAUGGUAUGGGACUAAAAGACCUUUGCAAUCCCAGUCCCAUAGUAUCUACAGCGGAAGCGGAUAGCAAUCUUGAAAUUGUAGCUCCCGAAACUGACACAGAAACUUCGGUGAUGCCACCGCGUGAACCCAUCCCAAAAGAAAAUCAAAUCGGGGAGGUCUGCAAUUCGCCACGUGAAUCUGAACCACUGACUGAGAACGGAACGACUCCUUCUAAAUCCACUGUUACCUUGACGGUUGACAACGCCGAAGCAUAUUUGGCAGGCUUACACGAAAAUGUCGAUUCGAAAGUCACGACUUCGGAGGAGUCUACUUCAAAUGCGACUACCACCCGGCAACUCCUCGGCUAGUUUGUGGUGAUCAUUCGAGGUCCCGACGACAACUUUGCGUAAGACCUCGACACCCUGUAUUUCAAUAUCACAUUGGUCGUUUAUGCAUAUGUAUAUAGAUCCAAUGAGAUACAAGAAAACAGCCAAUCAUUUGUUUAGUAACUUUAAUUUUGGUUUAAAUUGAAUUUAACUUGUUUUACGAAUCGUAUUUGGCAAUUCGAUAUAACAUAAUCACAUAUUUCUAAAUUUUUGUUCAUAUUUUUUGAUUUAUGAUUCACAACUGUACAAACUGAAUGAAUUAAUUAUAAUGUUAUUGCAUGUUCAUGGGGAAUUACUCCAAUUAAUGCAAAGUAUUUUGGCGCCCAGAAAAUGUCUUUAUUUAAAGUGCUAUUGGCAGCAUAGAUCUAAUAUUUUCACACCAGAAUCGGUAUGUUUGGGAUUACCUUUCCAUUCUGUACACAAAUCUUCAUGAUAGGAUAGUGUUAUGUAUUGCAUUUAAUCAUUCAUUGUUAUAUUCCCGAAAUGCUAACGCAGUUCGGCAUCGAUCUAAAGAUGGUCUGAAAUGGUACGAGUAUCUGGGACUGCUCCAUUUAUAAAAUUUAUGAGUAAAUUUUGCAAUCAGAAACUGAUCAAGAAAGCAAGCCAGUAGAAAAUAUUUAGUACUUAGGAUAUUAUAUUAAUAAAAAUAAAUACUUAAA